Molecule: messenger RNA, 1536 nt
Organism: Arctia plantaginis
Lineage: Eukaryota; Metazoa; Arthropoda; Insecta; Lepidoptera; Erebidae
Source: the annotation of a GenBank genome assembly
AUGACGACAACAAUUAAUCCACUGAUGUCCCCACAUAAGACGAAAAAAGUAAUCAAGUUAGUACCCCCGGAUGGAGGCUGGGGAUGGAUGGUGAUACUAGGGACAGCUCUUAGUAAUAUUUUUAACGUAUCAAUGCUAUCCUUAUUCAGUCUGGUUUAUGGAGAUGCUUUGGAGGCUAUGGGACACAAAACACAGGGUGCAGCUGUUGUACUUAGUUCAAUGUUGUUUGUCUCGAAUUUCGGUGGACCCGUAGCAGGUGCCAUAGUUAAAAUAACAUCACCAAGAUUUACAGCGGUCAUGGGAGCUUGCUUUUGUACCGUGGGAAUAUUUUUUAGUGGAUUCUCGACAAAUAUAUGGCAUUUGGUAACUACUUACGGAGUGUUAUUAGGACUAGGCUUAGAUUGUAUUUCGAACUCAACAUUUGUUUCAAUAAAUAGCUACUUCAAACAAAGGAAAAGCCAAGCUGUGGGUCUGGCAAAUGUUGGUACGAACAUCGGCCAGAUGCUAAUGCCACAUGUAGUAAGGUAUCUAUUGGAAAAUUAUGGAUUUCGCGGCACAUGCUUGCUUUUGUCUGCUUUGAGUUUUAAUGGGGUAGCCGGGUGUUUGUUGCUACAGCCCGUAAAAAUUCAUAUGAAGAAAAUCAUAGAAGAGGUAACAGUAGAUGAAACAAUAUAUUCAUUAGAAAACGAACAAUUUGAUAUGGUUGUUGUAGAAAGGCCCGAUCUAAACCAAGAGUUGCCAAAAUGUAAUAAACAACAAACGGAAAUGCAGUUAGUAAACAGAAGUAAAAUUAAUGUUAGUAAAGAAAGCACUGAUAAAUUAGAAACCACCAGUCCAAACAAAAACGACAGCUUUGAGGAAGGAAAAGAAUCCAAUUGGCUAAGGAAACUAUAUGAUUUAUUUGGUAUCGUACUGUUAUCUGACAUUAGAUUCAUUAACAUUGUAAUAGGUACAGCGCUAACCACAACUUCAAUAGCGAACUUCAGUUUAGUGUAUCCAUUAUUUUUGCAGAAUGCGGCAUCUUUGGAUAAGCAGCAAACUGCAAAUUGUAUGUCAGCAGUAGCAGCGGCGGAUAUGGUUGGUCGCCUCACCUUGCCUGUGCUUCAAGACAAGUUCAAAAUAAAAGCCAGAUGGAUGCUUAUAAUGACAGCCAUUUGGGUUAUUGUAAUCAGACAAAUUUUAGCACACCAGACAGAUGUGACACUUUUAUUAGCCCUAUCUAUCCUUUAUGGCUUUGGUAGGAGUAUGACUGUCGUCACCAAGAAUAUCACUAUAUCAGAAAACUGCAAAUCGGAACUAGUGCCUGCUGCAGUUGGAUUAGGCAUGCUAUCGAUGGGUAUAAUUGCACCACCUCUUGGAUAUUUCCUCGGAUGGAUUAGAGAUUACACAGACAGCUACAUUGCUUGUAUUGCAGCUCAAAAUGCGUUAUUAGUCAUAUUAUUAGUAACCUGGCUUCCUGAUAUGUUGUACUUACACAUAAAAUCAAAUAAAGAAAAAAAAACAUUAGACCCGAUAAAGGUAUUUACUAAAAUGUAG